Protobothrops mucrosquamatus (brown spotted pit viper) is the source of this 3117-nucleotide messenger RNA. RefSeq names its product BTB domain containing 3 (gene BTBD3). Gene Ontology annotation, molecular function: protein binding. NCBI's taxonomy places the organism in Eukaryota, Metazoa, Chordata, Lepidosauria, Squamata, Viperidae. Gene Ontology annotation, cellular component: cytosol. Gene Ontology annotation, biological process: neurogenesis; cerebral cortex development; dendrite morphogenesis. The record is from RefSeq and is a predicted model, not a curated record. The coding region runs from base 1 to 1620 and encodes 539 amino acids. The transcript has 4 exons.
AUGGUAGAUGACAAGGGAAAGAACAUGAAAUGUCUCACCUUCUUCUUGAUGCUUCCAGAGACAGUUAAGAACAGGUCGAAGAAAAGCUCGAAGAAGGUAAACAGUAGUAGCAGCAGCAGCAGUGGCAGCAGCAGCAGCAGCAGCAGUGGCAACGGUGGCAGCAGCAGCAGCAGCAGCAAAUUACCUCCAGUGUGCUAUGAAAUCAUUACCUUGAAGACUAAAAAGAAGAAAAAGAUGGCUGCUGAUAUUUUCCCCCGAAAGAAACCAGCUAACAGUAACACAACUGCUAUCCAGCAGUAUCACCAGCAAAAUAUCAAUAACAACAAUAUUAUCCCAGCUCCCAACUGGCAAGGACUUUAUCCCACCAUCCGAGAAAGAAAUGCAGUGAUGUUCAACAACGACUUGAUGGCAGAUGUUCAUUUUGUGGUUGGGCCACCAGGUGGGACCCAGCGAUUACCAGGACACAAAUAUGUCUUAGCUGUUGGGAGCUCUGUGUUCCACGCAAUGUUUUAUGGGGAGCUUGCUGAGGAUAAAGAUGAAAUCCGUAUCCCAGAUGUGGAGCCUCCCGCUUUCCUCGCUAUGCUAAAAUACAUUUAUUGUGAUGAAAUUGACCUGGCUGCUGAUACGGUUCUGGCAACUCUUUAUGCCGCCAAGAAGUACAUUGUUCCUCAUCUCGCCCGGGCCUGUGUGAAUUUCCUAGAGACGAGCUUAAGUGCAAAAAACGCUUGUGUGCUACUUUCCCAGAGCUGCUUAUUUGAGGAACCGGACUUGACAGAGCGUUGCUGGGAGGUGAUUGAUGCGCAGGCCGAACUGGCUCUGAAAUCGGAAGGCUUCUGUGACAUUGAUUUCCAAACCCUUGAAAGCAUUCUCCAAAGGGAGACCCUGAACGCCAAAGAGAUUGUGGUUUUUGAAGCUGCCCUCAAUUGGGCCGAAAUGGAGUGUCAACGGCAAGAGUUGCCUCCUAGCAUUGAAAAUAAGCGCAAAGUGCUUGGGAAGGCGCUCUAUCUCAUUCGCAUUCCAACCAUGGCCCUGGAUGACUUCGCCAACGGGGCUGCUCAGUCCGGCCUUCUGACCCUCAGUGAAACAAAUGAUAUCUUCCUUUGGUACACAGCUGCCAAAAAACCAGAGCUGCAGUUUGUGAGCAAUGUCCGCAAAGGCCUGGUCCCGCAGCGCUGUCAUCGCUUCCAGUCUUGUGCCUAUCGCAGCAACCAGUGGCGCUACAGGGGCCGAUGCGACAGCAUCCAGUUUGCUGUUGACAAGAGAGUUUUCAUUGCUGGGUUUGGACUCUACGGCUCCAGCUGCGGAUCAGCCGAAUACAGCGCUAAGAUUGAACUCAAGCGGCAAGGUGUUAUCCUUGGACAAAACUUAAGCAAGUAUUUCUCAGAUGGAUCUAGCAAUACUUUCCCCGUGUGGUUUGAGUAUCCAGUGCAAAUCGAACCAGAUACCUUUUAUACAGCUAGUGUGAUUUUGGAUGGUAAUGAACUCAGCUAUUUUGGACAAGAAGGAAUGACAGAAGUCCAAUGUGGCAAAGUGACGGUGCAAUUCCAGUGUUCUUCAGACAGCACCAAUGGCACUGGGGUUCAGGGAGGGCAAAUUCCAGAACUUAUUUUUUAUGCUUGAAGGGAAAGGUGGGUUCGCAGGACACGAUGUGAUUCUAUGAUGUAUCGUGUCUGGUUCAGGCCAAUUUCAUGCUUAGCUUGUUGUCUGCAGAUAUAUGGUCAGUUCAAGUAGGACACUCCUAAAUGCAGUGAACAGUUUUAACUCUUGCUGUACUUUUUAUUGUCUACAUGUAUUUCUUUUGCUACAUGCUCCCAAGGUCAAACUAGCAAAUUAAGUGUUAAAGAUGUUCAGCUUUAGCACAGAUGGAAUGCCUUAUUAGUGAAGAAAGAUGUCAUUUUUUUUCCAUGCAGUGUGUGUCAAGAGGCUUACUUGUCUGGUCUCUACUUUGCUGCUAUUUCCUGUCAUUUUGAUUUAUGAUUUAUUUAUUUUUGCUCCUCCAUGCUGUAGGCUUCUUGAACACCUCAGAAUUAAAUGUGUCUUUAGUCUUUUGCCCUUUGGAUGCGGCUCAAACUUAGAUUUGAGGCUGGUUUGGGCUGAGGUUUUGUUGAGGGAACAUAGGAGAUCUUCAAAUGUCAACCAUUUGAAGACCGUAGCAACUGAUUGGAAAAUAUAUAAAGUUUGGUUUGCAAUGAGUUGCUUUGGAAAUUUUGGAUUUAUUUUAUGUUGUGACCGACAACAACAUAAACUCAAGGUCUUUGGGGACAGUUGCUUUUUAAUUAACCGUAACGUUUUUUAGAAAGCUCUUUUUCAAGCAAGCUGUUGAUAUUUAAAUUGCAAUUUUUGCUUGCCCGGGAUUACUUCUGGGAAGCCUUCCCUAGCUGAUAGCCCUCCAGAUGUAUUGGUGCAGUGCCUAAUAUCCUCAUAGUGCACGCAGGGUGGGAAGGAUGGCAGCGAAAGCCUUUCAUACAAGGAGAGGCUACUCUGAAGUAUUACAUUUACACUGUUACAAAAUCUCUCUGAUAGUUACUUUUCUUUUCACCGGAUUAAAUACAUUUCAUUUAAUCAAGUCUAACAGCCAUUAUUCUGGUUGCCUUUCAUGCAUCGUGGUUUUUUUUUUCCAAUGUCAGAAAAUAUGUAGCAAAAAGUAAAUGAUGAGUUUUGUGAGUUUUAUUUGCCCAAAUACCAUUUUAAAGAUACAUGUUUUUUCUCCAAGUAUUAAAAAUACAGACGUUUGGAGCAUUUUAAUUGUUAGCAAUUGCCAUGGAAUGUAUUUGUUCAGUGUUCCAUACAGUGACAUUUUUUUCCAUAGAACUCAAAGCUAAAUAUUUUAAUGCUUCACAUAUUAAAUUAACUAGUGGGACAUUUAAAUAAUAAAAACAAGUAGGUUUGGAAGCUUUGUUUUUGAACAAGCAAAUAGACUGACAUUAUACAGCUUGGUUAGAAUAUGACUAUUCAUCCAAUUAUAAAUUUUGAAACAUGUCUCAAAUUUCUAGAUGUUAAUUUUUUUUCUCAUCUGAUUCCCUCCACAUGCCUAUAGUUUUCAUUAUCUCCAGCCAGUGUGACAAAGGGAUUCCUUGUAUUUGUAAUUUAACACAGGUUGCAGCAGAAUUAUUGAGG